This is a messenger RNA of Saprolegnia diclina VS20, 571 nucleotides long. RefSeq lists its product as hypothetical. The record is from RefSeq and is a predicted model, not a curated record. Gene Ontology annotation, molecular function: DNA binding. The transcript has a single exon. The coding region runs from base 23 to 481 and encodes 152 amino acids. NCBI's taxonomy places the organism in Eukaryota, Oomycota, Saprolegniomycetes, Saprolegniales, Saprolegniaceae.
GAAGAAGCCAAUCGACCGAGAUAUGAUGUACUUCCUCCCGCUCAAGGCUCUACCACCGCGCAAGCCCAGAACGUCCAAGCUGUCGGCAACCACGGUUACGGGCGCGUGGUCGCCGGCCGAGCACAAGCGCUUCCUCGUUGCGUUGGAGAAGUUCCCGAACGGCCCGUGGAAGACUAUUGCGGCGCAUGUCGGCACGCGCACCCCGCGCCAGGCGCAGACGCAUGCCCAAAAGUACCGCGAGAAGCUCGUGCGCAAGCUGCGGUGCCCGACCAACAACGGCAACGGCUGCAUGAUGCGCCUCGUCAAGGACGAGAUGGCAAGUCUGCCAGAUGACGACCACAUGGAAUUGGAGACGUCCACGCCCCUGAAGCUGGAAGCGAGCAGCGCCGACUUGCGGCCGUUGGUCUGCAGCACGGACGACACGGCCUUGCUCUCGUUUGACGACUGCCUCGAUUUUUUCAUCCGCGAAAUGGACGCAUGACACGCUUCGAUGCUGCCAAUGCGAGGUUUGGAUGUCAUAUUUUCUAUUUACGUUAAGCGAAAACAAUAGUGUCAAGCAAUAUUUACGCAC